UUAAUUAUCACUGUAGAAGACAGUCGAACAUCAUUCACUUGUGGUAAGAAGUUAUAAUAGAUCUACUUUAUUCUUCUUCCCAAACCAGUAAAAUCUUGACACACUACUGAAGAAUCAUUGGCAACCAGAAAGUUGGUCAGACGUCAAACAAGUAGGCUAAAGGAAACAACAAUUACCACCAGAAAGAUGGGUUUAUGGGAUCUAUUGUGUCGACUUUGGGGUGUAAUAAAUAGGAUUUAUGCACCCCUAGCACUAACCAACUAUCACAAUCUGCGAUAUGACGAAGAAAAUAAUUUGGAGCAAGAAGUUGCAAAUGAAAAUGUUGUACCUUCUAAACCAGAUGAAAAAAGUUACCAAGACCUGCUAUCAAAGACACAACAACAACAGCAUGAAAUCAGGAAGCUAAAAGAUCAAUGUUCAAUGUUACAAAAAGAAAAAGAUAUCAAAGUCCAAAAGAUGAAAGACCAAUUAUCGAGGAUACAAAAAGAAAAAGACUGUGAAAUCAAUGAACUUAAAGACCAGAUCAAAGAGCUCAACCAAAUAGUCAAAAAAAUGCAGGAACUACCACUGAAAGAGACUGAAAGUGUUUUUUCUGAACAAAAUGUCGAAGAAUAUCAAAAGCUUCAACUACAAAUACAACAGCUGCAAAGAGAAAAAGAUUGUGAUGUCCAUAAGUUAAACCAUCUUCUGGAACGACAUCAUGACUCACAACUAAUUGAUGAAAUCAGGUCUUUACAACAUCACAUUAAUGAUCUUGAUGAAAGAAUAAAGACAUUGGAGGAAAAAAGUAAACCAGGGAUACUGUUACCAACACGUGACUUGAUGUCAAUAAACAGACAAGAUAAACGGCGUGGGCCAUUACAGCGCUCUGACUACAUGAAGAUACAGGGAAACUUUACAUACCUUGUUGAUAAUAUCACAGACCCCAGGGAAUUGUGUCAAACCCUGGUGAAAUAUGGGAUAUUUGACAUUCAUGACAUGGACGAAGUUGAAAAAUGUCUACGUGACGGAACCCCCCGUGACGCAACAGACCAGCUUCUCUGUAUCUUAUUGUGUAGUGGUCAGAGCGCUUAUCAACCAUUUCUAGAAUGUCUUGAUAAGCUUGGUUACGAUAAAGUUGGUUACGAUAAAGUUAGAGAACAACUGGAACCAGUCUGUGAUGGUGGACCUAAUAAUCCAAACUACGAGGAGAUCAACAUGUUACAAGAAGAAAGAUCUAUCAGCGUACAAGAAAAACAGUAUGGAUGUAUGCCAGAUUAUCAGUACAGUAAGAUCCAGAAUCAAUUUAUGCAUUUGAUUUAUAAUAUCAGAGACCCUUUAAGAUUGUGUCAGACCUUGUUUGAAUCUGGUGUGUUUGACAUGGAUGAUAAGGAAAAGGUACAGAAGAGUUUUCGAGACGGAAUUACCCGCGAUGCUACAGACAAGCUUCUUCAUAUCUUACUGUACUGUGGUCAGAACUCCUAUCCGCGGUUUAUAGAAUGUCUUGAGAAAACUGGCCAUGAUGCACUUAUACAAAAGAUGGAAGAGAGUUGUGAUGGUGAGUAA
Molecule: messenger RNA, 1545 nt
Organism: Patella vulgata (common limpet)
Lineage: Eukaryota; Metazoa; Mollusca; Gastropoda; Patellidae
Exons: 6
Coding region: 187-1545 (452 amino acids)
Biological process (GO): regulation of apoptotic process
Source: RefSeq, a predicted model, not a curated record